CACCAUCACUGAUCAUUUUUCCUUCCCUUUGCCACGAGCUGGUGCCGUAUACUCCGUCCUUGCGAACCCUUUCCUCCGUGUUCCUUGCAUCACCCCGGAACCGCAAACACAAUGUCCACCGCCAGCUCAGCAGCAAGCCAUACACGCUCCUUGUAUCGCCGCCUUCUGCGCGAACUCCCUCCUCUCCCCGGUCCCCGGCACAGACACCCACGCACGCCCAUCCACUCCAGCAUCCGGUCGCACUUCUCUCAACCCCUGGCCGACACAUCUGCCGAAUACGCUCUCGCCCGCAGGCAAGAAAUCGAGCAGUUCGUCGCGUACCUCCGCGCGCAGCGCAUGUACGGCACGCUUCUCCAGCGGUACAAUCCGGGCAUGGGCAUGGACGAAGAGGAGCGUGUCCGACUCUCGGCCAGACGUGUCGGGAUGGAGAUGCCUAUUGAGUGGAAGAAAUGAGAAAACUUUGUAUUACAGAGGGUACGGCAACAGCACUUCCGUCUAGCAGUAACAGGUCUUAUUUCCGGUGUGGGCUGAGGCAUGGACGAGGAGGUACUAGCACGGCUAUCCAAGAGGAGCAUGGGCGUGAAGGGAGAUGCGCAUUGAACGAAAACAGCUGGGUUCGGAAGCAGAGGCAGAGGCAGAUAGUCUCAUUCCCAAGUCCAAACUUCUGGCUAAACGUCUGAACGAAGCAAGAGAAAGUUGGGGAUCAGGACUAUCGACGAGGCAGACUGAAGACCGUGUGGUCCGACAAGAAACCAUACGUCAGGAAUAUAUCUGGGGCGUCAAGAGGCGGAAGAGUAUCGUCACAAGGACAUCGCCACACCUCAAGCAUAUCAAUAGCUGGAUGAUCAGGCCGAAAUUAUCUGGUCUGGUGGGGAACAAGUCCUUCUCUAGUCGAGAGAUCUCGUCCUAGUGUACGGGAUCGAUUGGAAUGGCGAGAGCAUGUCUGUCCAUGCCAGUCGGUGGUCCUCCCGAUGCUCUUCUCGAACGACCAGAAAUUGCAGCACCGGCAGAUAUUUAACUACAUUGUGAACAUGCUUGCCACGCAGAACCAGACGACACACAUCCGAGACUCGACGCCAGGUUUCGCAGGAUGGCUUUUUUCCUUGGAGAAGAUGGGUACGAAUCAAGGCGGGCCAUAGCAAAUGUGCUGUGAGCAGUUGGCUUCAAAUUGACAGUAUCGGGGGCGAAAGAUGUGUUUGGUUCAGUCCAUCUCGAAAUUGCUUGCUCGAAACGACGAUGCUUCGAAACGACCGCAAGCAGAGAAAGUGGAACACGACUGAUGGGUAUAUAUUUUGAGAAUAACAGGGAGGUACUCCAGCACGCCCAAAUUCAAGCACGAUUAUACCAUCAAUAUUGUCCCAUCCACAUCACAAUAAGCUCCUUCCUGCGCCUCCUCCUCGAUCUCGAAGUACCAUUGUUACCGGGCAAUAUCAUGUGCCGACUCAACCUCAUCAGCCAUCAAAUGUAUCAAUGUUUCU
Molecule: messenger RNA, 1478 nt
Organism: Exophiala xenobiotica
Lineage: Eukaryota; Fungi; Ascomycota; Eurotiomycetes; Chaetothyriales; Herpotrichiellaceae
Exons: 1
Coding region: 112-453 (113 amino acids)
Biological process (GO): mitochondrial proton-transporting ATP synthase complex assembly
Cellular component (GO): mitochondrial matrix
Source: RefSeq, a predicted model, not a curated record